AUGCCCACCACUGUUAAAGAGAUUUCAGUUUUUGGCUUUGGUUCCAAAGCAGCCAAUCGUCGUUCACCAGUUGGGCCUUGCUGCCAGCCGAUUGGGCGCAGGGGCCAGAAGCAAUCAAGCUCUGGGGAUCUGAGGACCCUUAGGAAAGGGUUAUCCCCAUACCACUCUGAGUCUCAGCUGUCGUCAUUGCCGCAGUAUCAGGAUGCCAUGCAAAAUGGCCCUUUUCGCAUGACUCCUGAUUUUGCUGCAUCUCCUGCAGUUGGGUAUAUUCCCCUAAGCCAGAAACCUGAAGCAGUGGUACAUGCUAUGAAGGUCCUUGAAGUCCAUGAAAAUUUGGACAGGCAGAUACAAGAAAACUAUGAAGAAGACCUGAGUGAAAAGGAGAAAGCAAUUGUUCGUGAAAUGUGCAAUGUUGUCUGGCGAAAACUAGGUGAUGCAGCAAGCUCCAAACCAUCGAUCAGGCAACAUCUUUCAGGAAACCAGUUCAAGGGUCCUUUAUAAGCAUCUCAAGCUGCAAGACUGGAAGUGAAAAGUAUCAGAGGCACAGGAACUUCCCUGCUUCUGGCUGCCAGCAUUAUCCUUUCCCCACAUUUCCUAUAACUGUGUUGAUAGUGUAAAUAAGGCAGCUAAAGGCCUAGCUUAUGGGCUGUCCUGAUCCAGAACAAUGAUACGUGGGUUAAUGACUACCCUUCUGGCCAAUCUCUGUCAUUUGUAUUGUAAUGAAAUCCCCACUUUCCUAUAUGGUCAUAGAUACAUACUUGACCCCCAAUAAUUUCUAGAGAGAGUAUCAGAAAAGAACUCUGAGCAGUUCCACCGCCUUAUUUUAGCCUACUCAUGGAAUUGCAUGGCAGUAGUGGCUGCCCAAAGCAGUCUUCCUCAAUCUGGCAGCAACUCCCACCAACCCCAGCAUGCUGACUAGAAAUUAUGGGAGGCAGCUGUAGGGCACUUGUCUGACAAAGGCUUCUCUGUAGUAAGAUUUUAGAAAAUACAAAGGAAUACACCAGUACCUAAAUUAGUCAUUGUUUAAGUCUGUUGAGAGAAGUUCUGUCAGAGACUGUAGGGUUGGAUUUUUUUUUUUGAAGGACAAAUGUGAUACAACUUUUAUCCUACUAAGCUUUGAAUAACCUAGCAAUGCAUUCUAGAUUUUCAAGAACUUGACAGUCCAUAAUAUAUAAUUGCUAGGCUGCCUUCAAUUUGGUGGGUCACCAGUUUUUAGUGAUGCAGUUUGGGUGAUACUGUAUUAAUAGCAGACCUCAGGCCUAGAGCUGUUGUUCAGCAUCAUUUGCCCUACACCUUUGUGGUCUCACUGCUCUUCCUCUUUGCUGCCUCUGCCUACUUACCUCUCAUUGGGAGGAAGAGUAGAAAGAAAUGACCAUUUCUGCAUACCUCAUCCUUUCUAGGAGAGGAUACAAAUAGACUCCACAGAAAUAAGUAAAUGAGCAGUGAAGAGGAGAAAGAGAAGUGAGCUCAUAUGGGGCAAAAUCUGUAAUUGGCAUUGACAAUUUUUCUACACAAUUAUUAGGAGCACAUGAGCCUCGUCAAUACCAGUUAUAGAUUUUGGCCUGUUCUUGGAUAAGUUACUCCCCGAGGCGGUAGGUAGAGUGGCACUUGACUGAGCAACCUGUUCUCUACAAGUCUUCACACUGUUGCUAAAGAUACACCAACCCUUCAUUCCUUUGCAUUACCCUCCAGUAUACAUGGGAGGAUUGUUCCACUGUUGUGAUUUUGCUUAUUUUGACCUUAACUCCACAUUAGAAAAAUAUAACACAUUAAGACAGUUCCUGCAAUGUCUGUUUUUGCCCAUGUCUUUUUAAUAUUAUUAUAUUAAAUUUAAAAAAAACACACAUGGUCCCUUAUGUAAAGUAAUAUUGACAUGGUAUCAUGGAAAUAAGUGGGAGAAUUUAUAGAACUGGUUACAGUAUUUGGAAAAGUAUGUAGAGGAAGAACCAGUUAAGUUACAUCACAAAGUGAUUGUUGUGAGAAAUGCUGCUGCUAAUCAACCAAAUCAAUUUUUCUCUAUUUUGAACUGUGAUCACUUUUUCCAAUCUCAUUUUAUCAGAUAAUUGUAAAUUUCCUAAAACUGUAUAGUGCAACACCUAACUGGCCACUAGAUCCCAGUUGUGUAAGAUCACUUUGACAAGGAGAAAUCUGUAGGAUAAAUGCUCCAUAUGCAGAAAUGUGCAAUGCAUUUGAAAAUACCACAACUUUACCUUCAGCAACCUGGUUUCGUAGAUUUUUGAUUAUGGUUCAUUUAGUCAGACCUAUUUCUACUGGAUGCUCUUUAUUUUGAACAUUUUUUAUUAAGAACUCACCUAGAUAGUCCACUACUCAAAAGUUUCAAUCUCUCAAGUAACCCUCUUUCGGAAAGACUAUAUACUUUUCUUCUCAGUCUCAUUCUGUCUGUGUCAACCCUUCAAGGUAGAUCAGACUAGGAAACCAAAAUUAUGGAUGCCAAUACUAAUUUUAUUAUAAGGUUAC
This is a messenger RNA of Python bivittatus (Burmese python), 2478 nucleotides long. Lineage: Eukaryota; Metazoa; Chordata; Lepidosauria; Squamata; Pythonidae. The record is from RefSeq and is a predicted model, not a curated record.